AAUGUCGCGAAGAUACAAACUCACCACCAGGUGGCGUUCAAGUAGUGAAAAAAGCUCCUCCUCCCCCUUGUCGCAAGUCUAUACUAACUAAGAGUGUGGCCGGUGUCCGCUCAGUCUUGGCUCACAUCAUCGAACCGAACGGUCAACCGAUAAACUUAGCGAACGAACGUAGUUGCAAUUGAGUAGAGCGGUAAGAUGGACGCACGAUUCAGAAGCAAUCUCGAAAUGAUUGGGCGUAACGAGCCCAUCACGAAGAAGGCAAAGUUCUGGCAGAGCUACGUGCGUGCUUUGAAAGGUAUGAGAUCUCACGACUGGAUUUUUUUUAUUUUUGCAAUUCACGGUUUAGGCACUGACGAUAUGAGGGCACCCGAGCACACUCACAGACCUCGCGGCAUUUUCCGCUCCGAGUUCCCAGAGCUACAUUCCUCGUGGAAUCCAUUUGGAAAGUCCAUCUACGAUGACCCGGUCCAUGCUGCUGAUCGCAUCCACACACCGGGAUACAGGUACUUGCCAGUUCAUCGUGAAAUCUACGGAUAUUCGCCAAGGCAACUGUACCCCCACCAAUACAAACCCGUCGACCGCUUCGUCUCCGCAAAGCCUUUCGACGCAGACAAAGCAUGGAACGAUCAUUUGAACCGUUUGGCUGACAUCGACAAAUUGUAUCCGAGCAAGUCUCCUCUUCUAUCUCGUCACACGUCGCCUGCAGCUGGACUGUCAACGAAACCACUGUUUGACAUUCACGGUAACAUUUUGGACGACAUCUUGCCGCGAUUCCCGACGUCGUUGUUGAAAGACCGAGCGAGGCCAUUCUUCGACAUGCUCGAGCCAUCGCCGAGUGCGCCAGUAAGCGCUUUCUCAAGGGAUCCAUGGUGGUACCCAAGCUUCGCGCCGUACAUCCCAAGCUAUGCUCAGUAUGGUACUCCAUUUUACCUAAGGGACAGUUACCUCAGCCCGAUCAAGCGCAAUUACCUUUGGAGUAGGCACCCACUCAGGCCUUUCGUUUUUACAGGACCUCGGGAAUAUUUCUAUUAUUCGCAACCCGUUCCAACCUUCCACUUUACGAGCCCAUGGUACAAUCGUCAUUGAAAACUGAACUUCUGUCUACCGCGCCUAGGAUUCUGCGUCAGUCCUGCAUUGGAAACAUACAUCAGCGCAAUCACGAAACAAAAUUAAAAAGUCGAUUGACAAGUAUCACAAAUUACCAAUUUAUUGGAAGCGAAUAUCAUCAUCUCAAACGGUAAACAAAAAAUAUAAGACAGCUCAUACUUCUCUCUCCUCUCACAAUACAGUUUCGCCAAUGAAGUUUUAUUUAUUAACAUUUAUCGUCAUGUAAAUAUUGAACGUACAUCAUUGCCACUUGAAAAUAAAACCUACAACAAAAAUGUUA
Messenger RNA from Phymastichus coffea, 1387 nucleotides. RefSeq lists its product as uncharacterized. NCBI's taxonomy places the organism in Eukaryota, Metazoa, Arthropoda, Insecta, Hymenoptera, Eulophidae. The coding region runs from base 196 to 1086 and encodes 296 amino acids. The record is from RefSeq and is a predicted model, not a curated record. The transcript is spliced from 8 exons.